ACACCAUUCAGUUAUAAAGAAAUAUUUUGUCAGGAAGAAUCAGCUAUGAAUGAUUGUCUCUUCUUAGUACUAUUUGUGGUAGCUAGUUUAUCUAUUUCCGUGAAAUCAUAUUCACACUUAAAUGAGAACAUGAGUAUGGCGGUGAUAAAAAAAACUAAGGAUGGUUGGCAAUGUGCGGGAGUGACCUGCCCCAUAAAGUUUACAUCGUAUUGUACAGUGACCAAAAUUUUGAAGCCUACUGAAAACCUUCACUCCGAACUUCUUAUUUUAUGCAUGGAUAACAAGAAUAAGGCAAGGUGUGGAAUAACGCGGACUAGAAAAGGCGAAACAGUGAAAUUUUUAGAUUUGGACGAACAUGGAAACACGCGAUAUUCGCAGAAAGAGAGUAUUACCGUCAUUGAUGGUACUACGAUUCCCAGGUGCCCAUUCGUACCUCAAAAGCCAUAAUCAUUUUCACACAAAUGUAUACAUUUUAUUCUUCACAUGCUUUUUAACUGUGUGUUUUAAGUGUUUUCGACUAUAAAAAUAAAUAUAUAUUUUGUGACAAUCAAAAA
Molecule: messenger RNA, 554 nt
Organism: Drosophila biarmipes
Lineage: Eukaryota; Metazoa; Arthropoda; Insecta; Diptera; Drosophilidae
Gene: Sfp78E
Exons: 2
Coding region: 46-447 (133 amino acids)
Source: RefSeq, a predicted model, not a curated record